AAUAUGUCUUCUGAUUGUAUUAGCCACAUGGGAACUAUCAACUCGAAAAACGGAAUAACGCAACAUUGUUGUUAAGACGUACGGUGUUUUUUUAGAAAAAAAUAAUUGAUAGCACUGCUUGAAAUAUUAAUUACAACAAGCUGGCAUCAUCUACAAAUGUCUGGUCAAAAUUUUUCAAAAAAAAAUUGUUUUGAGAACGGUUCUUUUCUAAGUAUUCUUCAUUAAGGAUUUAAGAAAGCAUAAUUUAAAGAACAAAGAAAAAGAAGGGAGAAUUAUGUUCAAAAAACCUAGCAUUAGAGAUAAAGAAAACCAAAGGGAUCAGAAAGGAACUACGAAUGCCAAUGUCGGCGAGGAAGCGGCAGCUUCAGUGCGACUGCCGGCUAAAAAUCCUUUGGUGGAAGGUAAAGCGGAUAUUGGGAACUUGGUAAAAAAAGUUACAGCUUUAUCAACGACUGCUAAAACUAAUGUGCCUUUAAAAUCAACUAAAAUACGUGAUUCUGUUCAGAAUAAGAAAGAACAUAAGGAACCCGCUAAUACGAAAACACAAUUUAAAGAAAUAUCAAAUAGCGCAACGGAAAAGACUUUGAACACCGAUGGUGACGCCAAGAAAGCUGCAAUUAAAAUAGAAAAAAAGGAUAAAAAAUUGUGGACUCUUAGUAACUUUGAUAUCGGACGUCCAUUAGGACGUGGUAAAUUUGGUAAUGUUUAUUUGGCGCGUGAAAAAGAGUCCAAAUUUGUUGUAGCGCUUAAAGUUCUCUUCAAGCAACAAAUAAACGAGUGUAAAGUAGAACAUCAAGUACGUCGCGAAAUAGAGAUACAGUCCCAUCUGCGUCAUCCCAAUAUUUUACGUUUGUAUGGCUAUUUUCAUGAUGAGGCUAGGAUCUACUUGAUUUUGGAGUAUGCGCCCAAUGGUACUUUAUUUAAAGCGCUCCAAGAGCAACCAUUGAAGCGAUUCGAAGAGUAUCAAUCAGCUAUAUAUAUCAGAUCGUUGGCUUCGGCUUUGCAAUAUUUGCAUGGACGCGAUGUUAUCCAUAGGGACAUUAAACCGGAAAACCUACUAUUGGGUCAUAAAGGUGAUCUGAAAAUAGCUGAUUUUGGUUGGUCUGUACAUGAACCGAACUCACUGCGCACCACUUUGUGUGGUACUUUGGAUUAUUUGCCGCCAGAGAUGGUUCAAGGCAAACCGCAUACGAAAAAUGUCGACCUUUGGAGCUUGGGUGUAUUGUGCUAUGAACUACUAAUUGGUAAGGCUCCAUUUUUAGCCUCUGAGUACGAUGACACUUACAAAAGAAUAAUAAAACUUGACUAUAAGUUAGCUGAUCACGUAUCUAAAGCAGCGGCCCAUUUCAUAUCGAAAUUGUUAGUUGUAAACCCUGAACAGCGUUUGCCACUAGAUAAAGUCAUGAUGCAUCCAUGGAUAAUAGCUCAUACUCAAUAAAUUACGACCGUU
Molecule: messenger RNA, 1450 nt
Organism: Glossina fuscipes
Lineage: Eukaryota; Metazoa; Arthropoda; Insecta; Diptera; Glossinidae
Gene: aurA
Product: serine/threonine-protein kinase Aurora-2
Exons: 3
Coding region: 275-1438 (387 amino acids)
Biological process (GO): mitotic spindle organization; regulation of cytokinesis; protein phosphorylation
Cellular component (GO): spindle microtubule; spindle midzone; spindle pole centrosome
Molecular function (GO): protein kinase activity; ATP binding
Source: RefSeq, a predicted model, not a curated record